ACCAAUCAAGACACGUCAUUAAACAUAUAUGGAAGUGCGAUGAGACCUUACUAGAGAAGUGUACUGCUACAGGUAACGUUAUGAUUAAUUACUGGAAGAAUAACUUGUCAUCCAAAUUUCAAUUAAAAACAGAUGUACUGUGAUUUCUGCCACGUCAACCUAUGCAUCGCCUGUAUAGGAAAACACGUUGCUGAUGACUAUCAAAAACACAUAGUGGUACCAUUCCAAAACCGAAAAUCUACCUUGAUCUAUCCAAAGUGUAGUACACAUCAAAACAAAGUUUGUGAAUUACUUUGUAAGGAAUGUGACAUGUCUGUCUGUUCCUUGUGUACUACUAUAUCUACAGAUAAACACAAGGGCCAUACAUUUUCCAUUCUUUCUGAAAUCUACAACAACAAAAAAGCAGACAUUAUGAAAGAUUCAGAGGAGAUAGAAAACAUUAUUUUUCCAACAUAUGAAGAAAUGGCCACUGAUUUAGAAACUCAAAUAACCAACUUGGAUGGGGAAUAUGCAAAAUUCAAGACAGUAUUCACAAAACAUGGAGAGAAAUGGCACAAAGAAAUUGACAAUGUCAUCAACAAAAUGAAAAAUGAAAUAGAAGAGAUGAAAAUCAAACACCUGGAAAUUCUGAAGAAACAUUUGGAUGAAAUUAAGCAGAUACAGUCCCUUAUUGAGCAAUCACUGAUUACUCUGGGGAAAAUGGAGGAAUCCAAUGAAGUGUCUGUGACCAUGGAAUACAGAUCCCAAAACAAAGAAUUCAGAAAACUUCCUCCCAAAGUCCGAGUCUCACUGCCUACAUUUAGUCCAAACACGAUAGACAGUGAACAGCUUUACAAGUCACUGGGAUCUUUGAUACCAUUAUCAUUUACCACAGAUAAAAAUGGCUACACACUGAAGAAAGCAAAAACCUCACCCAAAGAACUCAUGGAUGAACCAGAGCUUGUCACUACAAUAAAUACUGGGUAUGAAGGUCUCCGCAGUGUUACCUGUCUGAGUGAAGAAGAAUUCUGGACAAGUGCAGAAGUCGGUGAUAUGAAAUGCUUUAAUGUUCAAGGUACAGUUAUCAAUACAAUCAAAACAAAAUCAGGGGGAUGGCCACGUGAUAUAGCGGUGACAAGUGAUGGGGAUCUAGUGUACUCUGAUAGUACAACAAAUACUGUGAAUAAAGUGAAGAGUGGACAGACAGAGGAGGUGAUCAGACUACAGGGCUGGAGACCUGGCAAUCUCUGUGUCACCUCCUCUGGUGAUCUCCUGGUUACCAUGUACAGUGAUGAUAAAACACAAUCCAAAGUUGUCCGUUACUCAGGUUCCACAGAGAAACAAACAAUCCAGUAUGAUGAUGAGGGGAAGCCUCUAUAUUCAGGAAAUAAUACAAUUAAAUACAUAAGUGAGAACAGAAACCUGGAUAUCUGUGUGGCAGACUCUGAAUCUGGUGCAGUAGUGGUGGUCAACCAGGCCGGAAAACUCCGAUUUAGAUACACUGGUGACUUAUCUAAUGCUAAAACUGAAGCAUUCAAACCCCGGGGAAUCACAACAGACAGCCAGAGUCAGAUCCUGACAGCAGACCGUGGUAACCACUGUAUCCACAUCCUGGACCAGAAUGGACAGUUCCUCCGCUAUAUAGAUAACUGUGAUCUGAAGAAUCCAUUCGGUUUAUGUGUGGACAAAAGUGACAACUUGUUUGUUGCUGAGUAUUUUAGUGGAAAUGUGAAGAAAAUCAAAUAUUUACAAUGAAUACUAUUGUUUAUAGCCACGUUAGAGACUUCAAAGUAUUGAGAUAAAUGGUUAAAACUUAUUUCAUCUGUCAGGAUGUGUGGAGAAUGAUUCGGAGAUUUCGAAAUGUCAAUUGUGGACACUCCACUCCAGACUUCACUCCCUGUCCCAUCUCUGUAAAUUAUCUGGAUGACAAAUUAUGUAAUAACAUAUAGAGUAGCCAUGGACCCUCACCGCAGUGCCCAAGAUGUUGUCCGAUGUGACCUAUGUGAGACGGCUAUAGUACAGAUGUACUGUGAUUUCUGCCACGUCAAUCUAUGCAUUGCCUGUAUAGGAAAACACAUUGUUGAUGACUAUCAAAAACACAUAGUGGUACCAUUCCAAAAGCGAAAAUCUACAUUGAUCUAUCCAAAGUGUAGCAGACAUCAAACCGAAAAAUGUAAAUUUCAUUGCAAGGAAUGUGACAUGUCUGUCUGUUCUUUGUGUACUAUAUCUGCAGAUAAACACAAGGGCCAUACAUUUUCCAUUCUUUCUGAAAUCUACAAGAACAAAAAAGCAGACAUUACAAAAGAUUCAGAGGAGAUAGAAAACAUUAUUUCUCCAACAUAUGAAGAAAUGUCCACUGAUUUAGAAACUCAAAUAACCAAUUUGGAUGGAGAAUAUGUGAAAUUUACAACAGUAUUCACAAAACAUGGAGAGGAAUGGCACAAAGAAAUUGACAAUGUCAUCAACAAAAUGAAACAUGAAAUAGAAGAGAUGAAAAUCAAACACCUGGAAAUUCUGAAGAAACAUUUGGAUGAAAUAAAGCAGAUACAGUCCCUUAUUGAGCAAUCACUGAUUACUCUGGGGAAAAUGGAGGAAUCCAAUGAAGUGUCUGUGACCAUGGAAUACAGAUCCCAAAACAAAGAAUUCAGAAAACUUCCUCCCAAAGUCCGAGUCUCCCUGCCUACAUUUAGUCCAAACACGAUAGACAGUGAACAGCUUUACAAGUCGCUGGGAUCUUUGAUACCAUUAUCAUUUACCAGAGAUGAAAAUGGCUACACACUGAAGAAAGCAGAAACCUCACCCAAAGAACUGAUGGAUGAACCAGAGCUCGUCGCUACAAUAAAUACUGGGUAUAAAGACUUCCGCAGUGUUACCUGUCUGAGUGAAGAAGAAUUCUGGACAAGUGCAGAAGUCAGUGAUAUGAAAUGCUUUAAUGUUCAAGGUACAGUUAUCAAUACAAUCAAAACAAAAUCAGGGGGACCACCAAAUGAUAUAGCGGUGACAAGUGAUAGGGAUCUAGUGUACUCUGAUAGUACAACAAACACUGUGAAUAAAGUGAAGAGUGGACAGACAGAGGAGGUGAUCAGACUACAGGGCUUGAUACCCACUCAACUCUGUGUCACCUCCUCUGGUGAUCUCCUGGUUACUGUGUACAGUGAUGAUCAAACACAAUCCAAAGUUGUCCAUUACUCAGGUUCCACAGAGAAACAAACAAUCCAGUAUGAUGAUGAGGGGAAGCCUCUAUAUUCAGGAAAUAAUAAAAUCAAAUACAUCAGUGAGAACAGAAACCUGGAUAUCUGUGUGGCUGACACAGAAGCUUGUGCAGUAGUGGUGGUCAACCAGAAUGGAAAACUCCGAUUUAGAUACACUGGUCAUUCUUCUACUACCAAAAACAAAGCAUUCAGACCGCGGGGAAUCACAACAGACAUUCAGAGUCAGAUCCUGACAGCAGACCGUGAUAACCACUGUAUCCACAUUCUGGACCAGAAUGGACAGUUCCUCCGCUAUAUAGACAACUGUGAUCUGAAUAAUCCAUUCAGUUUAUGUGUGGACAAAAGUGACAACUUAUUUGUUACUGAGUUUAAUAGUGGAAAUGUGAAGAAAAUCAAAUAUCUACAAUAAAUACUAUUGUUUAUAGGCAAGUUAGAGACUUCAAAAUAUUUGAGGUAAAAAUGGUUAAAACUUAUUUCAUCUGCCAGGAUGUGUGGAGAAUGAUUCGGAGAUUUCGAAAUCUCAAUUGUAAACACUCUACCCCAGACUUAACUUCUUUAAAUUAUCUGGAUGACAAAUUAUGUAAUGUAUGUCCAACUUCUAAAACACAACAAAUAACAAACUUUGCUGAUAGCAGAUCUUAUUGGAAUGUUAUCUCACAAAUCAAGUUGUAUGAUGGCAGCAUCCUAUCAUUCCUAUGUUAGACAUUUUUAUGGCCUGGUAUGAAUAUACCCGGGUCAUGUAGUGUUUGUCAUGUCCGUCCUUCUGUCACACUUUGUGUUUAGCUCAGUUUCAAAGAAACUAUACAAGAUGUUUUCAUCAAACAUUACAUUCUGAUACAUAUUAGUAUCAUCUAUACAACUGCAUCAAUAAUUUUGACCUUGACAUUUCCUGUGACCUUGACCUCACUUUUUCAUAUUUGAUGUUUAGCUCAGUUAUAAAACAAGUAUUCAAGUAUUGACACUAUUUUUAUGAAAACUCUUACACUGAUGCAUAUUAGUGGUAAAAAUUCAACUGUGGCAUUAUUAUAUGACCUUGACCUUCCUUGUGACCUUGAUAUCACUAGUUCCUAUUUUGGUGUAUAGGUCAAUUUCAAAGCAGCUAUUGACAAUAUUUUAUGAAACCUUUUACACUGAUACAUAUUAGUGGUAGCUAUUCACUGUGGUAUUAUUUUAUGACCUUGACCUUCCCUAUGACCUUGACCUCACUAUUUCCUAUCUUGGUGUAUAGCUGAGUUUGAAAGCAAUUAAUGAAGAUUGUUUUCGUCCCUUUCUUAAUAUAGCCAGGACAUAUAAUAGAGGAUCAGAUUUACAAGUCAAAUUUUAAUUAUACCCCACGAAGUUGCGAAGGGUGUAAUAUUUUUGAACCGUCCGUCAUCCCUGUUUUGUUAGCGCAACUCCUUUGAGAACAUUCAACAGAAGUUUGUGAAACUUUGUAGUUAAUAAGGACACACUGUGUAGAUGUGAAUAUUCCCAGGAAAUUCAGAUUCAAUAAUUUUUCUGGCAGUUAUGCAGUGCCCCUUUUGAACUUAGAAUUUCGAGCCCGUUUGUCCUGUUCUUGUCAGCGCAACUCCUCUGAGGCCGCUCAACAGAAUUUCAUGAAACUUUGUAGCUAAUGAGGACACACUGUGUAGAUGUGCAUAUUCCCAGGAAAUUCUGAUUCAAUAUUUUUUUUCUGGCAGUUAUGCCCCUUUUGAACUUAAACACAACUCAGAUUUACCUAUAUAAAGGCUAGCACCACACCAGACUAAGUUCACUAAAGGUUUAAACCCUGAUACUAACACAACAAAGUGUAUUCCCUAUUGUGAAAACACUGCAUUUCUCUUCUAAUUCAUGAUAUGGUGAAUGAAAAAGUGUGCAGCAAUUUUCUGUCUCUAUUAAAAAGCUAUAAAGUUUUUUUUACAUGAAGAUAUUUCCCCUUCAAUCGCACCUAUGGUCAUCCUUAAUCUGCAUGAUUUUCUUUAAAGAAAAAGGGUUUAGGAUUUUGAUUUUCCAUUGUGAAUGGGGACAGAAUAUCAAGCCAUAAGAAGGUAGCGAUACACCGUGAUUUGUUUUUUUUUAGCUCACUUGAGCCAAAGGCUCAAUAAUGUGAGCAUUUCUGAUGAAAACUUUCCGUUGUUAGCUAACCUGAGCUGAAAGCUCAAGUGAGCUUUUCUGAUCACCUUUUGUCCGUCGUCUGUCUGUCCAUCUGUAAACUUCUUACGUUUUCGACUUCUUCUCCCGAACCACUGGGCCAGAAAAGUUCAAAUUUAUAUGGAAGCUUCCUUACAUUGUGCAGAUUCAAGUUUGUUAAAUUUAUUGCCCUUGGAGUAGAGUGGGACCACAAUAAGAAAUAAGUUUUACAUGAAAAUAUAUAAGGAAAAGUCUUGAUAAAUCUUCUCAAGAACCACUAGUCCAGACAAGUUCAAAUUUACAAGACAGCUUUCUAACAUAGUGCAGAUUUAUGUUUCUAAAAAUGAUGGCCCACUGGGUAGGUUGGGGUCACAAUAGGGGAUCAAAUUUUACAUGCAAAUAUAUAGGUGAAAUUUUUUAAUAUGGGCCAAGGUGACUCAUGGGUUCUUUAUUUUCAUAUUGCAUUACAAAUGUCACAUCGGGCGGGGUAUUCAUGUCCUAUGGACAUAUUUCUAGUUGUCCAUUAAUUUUGUUUGUUGGUAUUAUAUUUCUCCCGAGCUUUUAGAAAAUGUUUUAUUAUUCCAUGUAAACCUGUUCACUUUUUAGCUCACCUGAGCUGAAAGCUCAAAUGAGCUUUUCUGAUCGUCUGUUGUCCGUCGUCUGUUUGUAAACUUUUUACAUUUUCGACUUCUACUCCAGAACCACUAGGCCAAUAAUAACAAAACUUAGCAAAACGCAUCCUUGGGUAAAGGGCUUUCAAGUUUGUUCAAAUGAAGGGUCAUGCCCACUUCAAAGGGGAGAUAACCACAAAAAUAGGGUGGGGUCAUUUAAAAAUCUUCUUCUCAAGAACCACUGGGUCAGAAGAGCUGAGAUUUACAUGAAAGAUUCCUGACAUAGUGCAGAUUCAAGUUUGUUAAAAUUAUGACCACCGGGAGCUGGAUGCCCCGGGGCCACAAUAGGGGAUACAAGUUUUACAUACAAAUAUAUAGGAAAAAUCUUUAAAACCCUUCUUCUCAAAAAUUACUGGGCCAGGAAAGUGGAAAUUUACAUGAAAGCUUUCUGACAUAGUGCAGAUUCAAGUUUGUUAAAAUCAUAACCCCCGGGAGUAAGAUGAGACAACAAUAGGGGGAUCAAAGUUUUACAUACAAAUAUAUAGGGAAAUCUUGAAAAAUCUUGUUCUCAAUAACCACUGAGCCAGAAAAGCUGAGAUUUACAUGAAAGCUUUCUGACAUAGUGCAGAUUCAAGUUUGUUAAACUUUUUACCCUUGGGGUUAAGUUUUACAUAACUAAUAAAUAGAAAUAAAUCUUUAAAAAAAUUCUCCCAAAGAACCAUUAGGCUAAAGAAGUUUACAUUUGCACAAAAGCUUCCUGACAUAGUGGACAUUGAAGUUUGUAAAAAUCAUGGUCCCCGCGGGUAAGAUGGGGCCACAGUAGGGGAUCAAAUCUUUACAUACAAAUAUAUAGGGAAAAUCAUUAAAAAUCUUCUUCUGAAAAAUCACUGGCCAGAAAAGUUUACAUUUACAUGAAAGCUUCAUGACAUAGUGCAGAUUCAAAUUUGAAAAAAUCAUGGCCCCAGGGAGUAGCUUGGGGCCACAAUGUGGAUAAAAGUUUUACAUGUCAAUAUAUAGGAAAGUCUUUAAAUAUGAGCCAGGGUGACUCAGGUGAGUAAUGUGGCCCAUGGGCUUCUUGUUUCAGAUUGACUGAUCUAUUUCUUUGAGACAUGUCUAUUUAAAAAAAAUUGUAAUAUCUUAUUCUGUCAGUACUAUCUUUUGUAUGUAGCACAGAAAGAUAAAAUGUUUGUAUUUGAUGCUGAUAUUUCUAAUGACAGUGGUAUACAUGUACUGACCUCAGCUCAGGUCAUCUGGUUGUCGUGAGAAACACAUGUAGCGGUCAGCCGGGUUCGAUCAUCGGUGGUCAGAUAGCUCAGUUGGUAGAGCACCUGACUAAAGAUUCAGGAGGUCCAGGUUUGAAUUCCGGCCUGGUCAGUUGCAUUUUCUCCUUUCCUGUUACACACAUCAUAUAUUUCAAGCAUUGAUCAUGUAUUUGGAGAUGGAAGAUGUUCACGUCGAUAAAGUUAUGAAAUGAUAGUGUAUAUUGCAGGGAGUAUUACCUCAAAUAUUAUAAAGAGGUGAACACAAUGAAAUAGAUCUUGUUCUGUCUCAUUUCCUAUUUUGGUUCAGAAAAAAAAUGUUUUAUGUUUGAAUGAAUAAAUGAUUGAGGUGAAAAUAAACAGUCUUUUUGGCCUUAA
Messenger RNA from Ostrea edulis (European flat oyster), 7548 nucleotides. Its product is annotated as tripartite motif-containing protein 55-like. The transcript is spliced from 3 exons. Gene Ontology annotation, molecular function: protein binding; translation repressor activity; zinc ion binding. The coding region runs from base 1903 to 3600 and encodes 565 amino acids. Gene Ontology annotation, biological process: protein polyubiquitination; proteasome-mediated ubiquitin-dependent protein catabolic process; negative regulation of translation. The record is from RefSeq and is a predicted model, not a curated record. NCBI's taxonomy places the organism in Eukaryota, Metazoa, Mollusca, Bivalvia, Ostreida, Ostreidae.